UUCUCCUCCUCCUUUCUUAAACCCUAAAAAAAAAUCCCUAAAACCCUAACGCCUAGAAGGUUCUAUAAUCCUCCAGACCUUUAAACCCAGCCAAUAAAAACUAUCCAUCAUCCUCCUUCUCCUAUAAUACAAACAAAUUCCAUCUUCAUUCCUCUUGCAUCAGAGAAAAACCGCAAGAAUUUCAAAUUAACCAUAAAAUGGCAAAGCGUUUGAUUCCAACCCUUAACAGAGUUCUCGUUGAGAAAAUCCUUCCCCCUUCCAAAACCACCGUUGGCAUUCUCCUCCCUGAGAAAUCCACCAGGUUGAACUCCGGGAGAGUGGUGGCCGUGGGCCCAGGAGCAAGGGAAAAGGAAGGGAAAACGAUCCCAGUUCCUUUUAAAGAAGGUGACACCGUUCUUUUGCCUGAGUUUGGGGGUACCCAAGUCAAGCUUGGCGAGAAGGAGUUUCACUUGUAUAGAGAUGAGGAUAUUUUGGGCACUCUCCAUGAGUGAAUGGUUCCAAAUUCCUGAUGAGCUUUUUUUCAGUGUUGACAGGGAUAGGUUAGGGUUUGGGGGGGUUUUAAUUAAAUUGGAUGAAGCUGAUUAAUCAUUGGAAUUGGAAUUAUUAUGCCAUUGGAAUUUCUUUUCUUUCCUUUCAUUUGCAGCUCCGCUUGCUUCAUUGAUUGAAUUGUAAGAGCAUUCCUCCUUUUCAAUGCCAGCUUGUUUUCCUUUUCAUGCCAGCUUGUUUUGAGAACUGAUUAGGACUUUGUUAUCAUUUGCCGGAUGUUGACUUGGUUUCAACGUUGAUUAAGGAAUUGAUUUAACAAUUAAAGUAUUAUUAUUAUUAUUAAGUUCUUUAUCGCUGGCGAAAGGAUGGGUGCGAAGUUGCUUUCAAUUUCAUUCCAGCAGCUAAUUGGAUGGAACUGGGAUGAUUUGUCCAAUCAUCCGCCGAUUUUAAUUGCUCAUAAUUCUUCUAAUCAACAGUCCAAUGACAGAUACAAAUACGGCCACACAUUCCUAAUCAAACUGAUUGAGACUCUAAUUUAACAAAAUAGAAAUGAUACGAGGAAUUUAAAUUAAUUUACUUUAUAAUUUUUUUUAUAACUUUUUGUAUGAAUUAUACUCAUUCAACCCUGUUAUUGUAUUUCAUAGUCUAUUCAUGUAGGUAUGUAUGUCAAAAUUUGAGUUAAUUAAAAAUACUUAUCUAUUUGUUCAAUAUAAAAAUUUUGAUUGUGAAAUAUAUUAAAAAAUAAUACUUUUGAUCGAGAUGUGUGCACGGCAGAUAUGAAUAAAUAUGAUGGUGGAAUUGUUAAAAUAUUGGUUGUACAUAAAAUUA
Messenger RNA from Durio zibethinus, 1314 nucleotides. Its product is annotated as 10 kDa chaperonin, mitochondrial-like. Gene Ontology annotation, molecular function: protein folding chaperone; ATP binding; metal ion binding. The record is from RefSeq and is a predicted model, not a curated record. Gene Ontology annotation, cellular component: mitochondrion. NCBI's taxonomy places the organism in Eukaryota, Viridiplantae, Streptophyta, Magnoliopsida, Malvales, Malvaceae.